Molecule: messenger RNA, 784 nt
Organism: Megalops cyprinoides (Indo-Pacific tarpon)
Lineage: Eukaryota; Metazoa; Chordata; Actinopteri; Elopiformes; Megalopidae
Gene: pin1
Product: peptidylprolyl cis/trans isomerase, NIMA-interacting 1
Exons: 4
Coding region: 64-540 (158 amino acids)
Cellular component (GO): cytosol; nucleus
Molecular function (GO): protein binding; peptidyl-prolyl cis-trans isomerase activity
Source: RefSeq, a predicted model, not a curated record
UGCACCCCGUAACUGAAUGCGACUAACGAGAGGAAGGGCAGACGCGCAUAAAGCAAGGGAAAAAUGGCAGACGACGAGAAGCUACCACCGGGCUGGGAAAAACGGAUGAGCCGCAGUUCAGGUCGAGUGUACUACUUCAACCACAUCACCAACGCCAGCCAAUGGGAGCGGCCGAGCGGGGCAGGGGACGGGAAGGGCGAGCCCGAGAAGGUGCGCUGCUCCCACCUGCUGGUCAAGCACAACCAGUCGCGCCGCCCGUCGUCGUGGCGGGAGGAGAACAUCACGCGGACCAAGGAGGAGGCCCUGGAGCUGAUACAACAGUACAUAGAGAGGAUCAAGUCUGGAGAGGAGGAGUUCGAGAGCCUGGCCUCCCAGUUCAGCGACUGUAGCUCUGCGAGAAAUGGCGGUGAUUUGGGCUCCUUUGGGAGAGGUCAGAUGCAGAAGCCCUUCGAGGACGCCUCGUUUGCUCUCAAAGUGGGCGACAUGAGUGGUCCGGUGUUCACUGACUCCGGUGUCCACGUCAUCCUGCGCACGGGGUGAACGGCCAGCACCCCAAACCAAGACCCCCAAAAUAUCCCCCAUCUGCAAGUCAGCACCCCUGAAAUAUUUAUCCAGCUCCCCCAAGCCGACACCCUUAGAUCAGCACCCAUGAAAUAUUCCUCAGGCUCCCCCAAAGCAACACCUUCAAUUUAGCACCCUCAAAAUAAUCCUUCAGCUCCCACCAAACCAAUAUCAUCACCCCCCAAUCCAAGACCCCUCAAACAUCACUCCAGCUCCUUCAAAU